Messenger RNA from Quercus robur (English oak), 948 nucleotides. RefSeq names its product F-box/kelch-repeat protein At1g57790-like. The record is from RefSeq and is a predicted model, not a curated record. Lineage: Eukaryota; Viridiplantae; Streptophyta; Magnoliopsida; Fagales; Fagaceae. The transcript has a single exon. The coding region runs from base 1 to 948 and encodes 315 amino acids.
AUGUCCGUUGGCUCGCAUAAAUGCUCAUUCUUUCACCCUGCGUACCAAAAGCACGAUGCAUGUGAGAUCGACAUUCCAGAAUUAUUGGAUGCACGUAUUCGCUUCUCAAAGUAUGGUUGGUUGCUCUUGACUGGAUAUGGAUAUGACAAUUUUAGUGUCUUUUUCUUCAAUCCUUUCACAAAGGAAAAAGUAGAACUCCCUAAAUACACAAAUAGAGAAUCAUUCGUUACCAUGAGUUUUUCUUCUCCGCCUACUUCUUCUGACUGUUUUGUUAUUGGAAUUUGUGGGUGGGAUGAUUUUGGCUUCAUUAAACGUGGAGAAAAACGUUGGACUUCCCAUAAAAUUAUUAAAAGGCCAGAAUUUACGCCAUCAACAUAUUGCAAUCCAAUCUUACACAAAGGAUUGUGCUAUUGUUUGGGUGAGAAUGGAGGAUUAGGAGUAUUUGAUCCAAACGACAACCCAAGUAAUUGGAUUAUUUAUCAUAAUGAUAAAAUUCCCCCUAUUCAAGAAAAGCUCGAUUCAGUUCAUCGAAGUUACUUGGUGGAAAGUGAUGAAGGGAAGCUUUUAGCAAUAUUCAUGGUUGAGGAGGGUGACACUAAGACACCAAUUCAUGUUUUUGAACUACCUAAGUUACAAGUAAAUAAAAACAUGAUGAAACCUCGCAAGAUUGUCUGUCGUAUUGUGAGAAGUUUGGGAAAUAGAAUCCUAUAUAUCAGUCUUGGAGGGUCUUUCUUAGAACCUGUUGUGCCAAGAGGAUUGGGCGACAAGAUUUACUUGCCAAUUAUCCAAGACAAGAAAAACAUAUACUACUCUCUCAGUACUGGCAAGUAUCAUUUCAUAUUCGAUGAUUAUUCUGCCAAAAACAUUCAUAGAUUACAACUACCGAUGAAUUGUUGUUGGAUUCAGGGCAGGCCAAAACUGACUUUAAACAAAGACUUUGAAUGGUGA